AUGAUUGAAAGAGCUGAAAUGGCCAACCAAUCCACUGUGAUGGAGUUUCUUCUGAUGGGAUUUUCUGAUGACCGUGGUGUACAACUUUUACAUUUUGUCAUGUUUCUAUCAAUUUACUUAGUAGCCUUAACUGGGAAUUUAGUCAUUCUGUUUGUUGUGAUCCUGAACCACCACCUUCAUACCCCCAUGUAUUUCUUUUUGGUCAACCUGUCCCUGACUGAUAUUUGUUACAUCACAACCACUGUCCCCAAAUCAAUGACAGUUUCAUUGACAAAUAACAAAAUAUUUACUUUUCCUGGGUGUGUUGCUCAAGUUUUGUUAAUUGUUACUUUUGCAGUUUCUGAACUCUCCUUGCUUACCAUCAUGGCUUAUGACCGGUAUGUAGCCAUCUGCCAUCCCCUGCAAUAUAGACUCAUCCUAAACUGGGAUACCUGCAAUCAAAUGGCAGUUACUUCCUGGGUCAGCUCCCUGCUAUAUGCAUCUCUACAAACGAUAAUCACUUUCCAAUUAAACUUCUGUGGGCCAAACACAAUUGGGCAAUUUUUCUGUGAUAUUCCUCAAUUACAAAAGAUUUCCUGCACAGAUACAAAAGUUAACCAAAUUCUGAUUUGGAUAUUUGGAUUCAUUGUGGGUUCAUUUUGUAUUGGAUUCAUUUUCGCUUCUUAUGGCUACAUCAUCGCUGCUGUGCUGAAGAUUCCAUCAGCUGAAGGAAGAUACAAAGCCUUCUCAACCUGCAGUCCACACUUGACAGUUUUUUCUUUAUUUAUCUCUUCAGCUUUGUUUUCAUACAUGAGGCCACAAUCUCUUUCCUUUCCUACUCUAGACUUACUCUCUGCUGUUUCGUAUACAGUUUUACCUCCCGUUCUGAAUCCCAUCAUUUAUAGCUUCCGGAACAAGGACAUUCAAGCAGCUGUGUGGAAAUUAACAUCACAAAUCAAAAAGAAUUGCCUAAUCUGA
This is a messenger RNA of Python bivittatus (Burmese python), 957 nucleotides long. Its product is annotated as olfactory receptor 14A16-like. Lineage: Eukaryota; Metazoa; Chordata; Lepidosauria; Squamata; Pythonidae. Gene Ontology annotation, cellular component: membrane. The record is from RefSeq and is a predicted model, not a curated record. Gene Ontology annotation, molecular function: G protein-coupled receptor activity; olfactory receptor activity. Gene Ontology annotation, biological process: G protein-coupled receptor signaling pathway.